AUGCCUGGCCAUCCUCCGAUCAAUAUUCUGAGCUCAAACUACUCUCGAUACGGUACGUCGGUAUAUCAAACGCUUUAUAGUGACAGCGAUGAGGUAUCUAGCACUCAGUCAGCUCAGGGCUUAGCAAAUGUGUCAAACAAAGACAGCAAUGGUAAAAAUGAAAAUGGGAUGGAUCUUGACAACACCAAGUCAAAAAUAAAGCGUAAGUACAAGUCCCUGUUGCAGAAUUAUGGUGGCAACCCAUCUUCCCGAGCUAAAAAAUUCAUCGGCAAAUUUCACGAUCACAGUCCCAAUGACUCCUUCUCGAUAUUUUCGCUGAGGAGCUCGUAUUCAACUCGAAACUUGCCCACAUCGCAGUCGAGAACGGCAAUAUCUUCGGCUGGUGGACAGCACGAGGUAAUAUCGGAAUAUUCUCGCCCCUUUGACGACAUUAACAGUCUUCCAGUGGAAAUUUUGAGUAUGAUAGUUGAAAAGUUUACUCAGGGAGCAUGUUUUGAAGACCCCAAGACACUGGUGCGAUGCCUGUAUGUGAAUAAGAAUUUCUGUGAGGCAACCAGGAUAGAGCUUUACAAAAGUCCCACGUUCACGUCAACCUAUCGUGUGGCACAAUUUGUCACAUCUUUAAGAGUUCAUCCUAAUAACGGCCUGCAUGUGAGACAUUUGGAUCUUUCCACGCUGAAAAAUGGUCUUUUGGACGGCCAAAGAAACCAUUUUGAGCAGUAUCGCAGUUCUGAGGAAGAACGAGUUCCUGCACGCAGAAGGUCAUCUGCCAGGGAUGUGUUAGAGGAGGCAGACGAGGACCAUGACAGUGAUACUGAACCCGGCGGCACAGCCGUGGAAAGAUCCGACACAGUUUUGGACGAAGACCUUCCUGACAUCGCGUUAGCUGGAUGGCGGGAUUGGAGGUUUAGAUUCGAUCCGCUUUACGGAAACCAGCUGUUAAGUUGUUACAACGUGCUAAGGAAAGUGUCGUCAAGACCAUCAUCCAUCCAUUCAGCUGGAGCUAGUAGCACAACUGGUGCAUCCGCCACAAGAAGGUCACACAGAUCGAAUAGUUCUGUUACGUCCUUCACCACGAGUAUAAUGUCUCCUUUUUACAAUUCACCGUCACUUUCCUCUCUCAGUCUCAUUCCAACUUCUGAAAGUAAUAAUGGCAAUGGCUCCGGGAAAUGGUUUAACAAGCUCUUUGGCACCAAAAAAAGCCCCAAAGAGCAAUAUGAAAAGUACGUGGAGACCAAUUUCAAGAAUCGCAGUCAAUCUAGUGCCGAUGCGGUUCGGGAGGAAACAAAUAAAGGGUCUGUGAAGUUUUCUGUGGAGACAAAUUUAAAGGAUCAGCCGUUUCAUGAUCGACAUCCAAUGACCAACAAGUUUCUUCUUAAAUAUGCUUUGUCCAAGGACGUCCCAUUAGGCUAUUUGUUCCACAUUGUUAAUCAUUGUCCGAACAUAAUCACCAUGAAUUUAGCCGAUCUAAACAUAUCCACAGACUUCCAAUUGCACCCCCGUGACAGCCGGAAAAGGCAUCUCGCAACGUCUUUAAUUCAGGACCAACAGGUAAGGGCCAUUGAGGAGGACACGCCAUGGGGCAGGGACCUAGAGCCUCAAUAUUUCACGGAUUCAGCGAAGGGCCACGGUCACUAUGCUAGCCCUUACAGCGCAAAGUUCAAGGAACUAGAGGAACUGCACUUUGUGUCGCCGUAUGCCAUGGCCGGUGAAGCUUGGAUUUCUUCGCAUUACCCACCGCCCAUUGAUGAGCGCACCAAGAUUAGAGGCCAGAGAAGCCGGAGCCAAAGACAACAUGAUUACAGUCUUACAAAGCUGGAGGUUCGAACUUUGUUUCAGCUCAUGUACGACAAGCUACCAUACUUGAGAACAUUGCACAUGGACAAUGUGGUGUGGUGCAAUCAGCGCGACGUCAAAGAAUUCGUGUUUUCCUUGUUGGAGCGAAAUCCACUACUUGAGGUGUUCUUUUCUCAUGCAGGAAUGGGAAGAAACCUGUCGUGGGCAUCUAGCGGUCGCGUAUGUCAGUUUGUGGCCACUCUACUUCUAGGCGAAAUUCUCGAUCGUGACGAUCUGUUUCUAGAGGAUUUAUUCAAUGUUUGCACCGAACGCUACAAUUUCAACACCGAAUACGACAGCAUGAUGUUGGGAUGCUCUAACAAAGUUCAAGUGAAGACUUAUAGUCACAAAACCGUGGCCUGCAGACUUCAAGUACGGCGUGGUUCGCAUUCAAGACUCGAGACCAGAAUAGAGUUGGACAGCACCGUGAUUUGUGACAUCUCAUUGGGCCCUGGACGCGCUCAAAACAGCGAUGAAGGCCUUUCUCGACUAGAGCAAUUAGCGCACCAGCUCGUUGGGCGGCUAGAAAAUCUGCGUACGGCAGAGCUUCGCAGACAUAUUGGUGAAAACCAGUACACGAUGCACUAG
This is a messenger RNA of Lachancea lanzarotensis, 2424 nucleotides long. RefSeq names its product LALA0S04e03796g1_1 (gene COS111). NCBI's taxonomy places the organism in Eukaryota, Fungi, Ascomycota, Saccharomycetes, Saccharomycetales, Saccharomycetaceae. Bases 1 to 2424 code for a protein of 807 amino acids. The record is from RefSeq and is a predicted model, not a curated record. The transcript has a single exon.